Gregarina niphandrodes is the source of this 1590-nucleotide messenger RNA. RefSeq lists its product as hypothetical. The coding region runs from base 1 to 1590 and encodes 529 amino acids. The transcript has a single exon. Lineage: Eukaryota; Apicomplexa; Conoidasida; Eugregarinorida; Gregarinidae. The record is from RefSeq and is a predicted model, not a curated record.
AUGAAGGGUUUCGUGUGUGAGGCGGGGAGAGGGAGGAGGGAGUUAUUGUUCGCAUCAUUAUUGGUGGAUGGUGUGCGAUCGAGUACAGAAGGUUGUGUUGCACGGAUGGUAACGAUUGGUGUUGAUAAUGGAGGGGAGCGACAGGCAGUGAAGGUAGCGGUGAUAGCGCCGUUGGCGAAGUUUGAAGCAGCUCGCUUUCAUCCUUGCAAGUUGGACUGGUUAUUGGAUUCGAACCGGCUUCAUCUAUAUCGAGAGACACCUGGGUCGCGACGUGCCGAAAGGUUAAUAGGACGGUGUUUAGAACAGCACUUGGAGUUUGAAAACAUACGGGUGGCAAACGAGGUUUGUGACGAGGCGUUUGGUUGCACCCUUGCCCAACUGUCACGCGACAUUUCUGACCAGCAAAGCGAAGAGGAUGCUUGCUAUGAUCCCUGGUGUCAGCCUCAGACUCUUGGUAUCCGCCGCCUGACGAAGAACGAACGAAAUCACCUUCUCGAACACAGGUCGGAGGAGUGGCGUCGUGUUAUCAACCACUCCGCCGACCUGGAAGCCUGGCGCGGACGCCGCAUUCCCGAGUGUGCCCCGUCUAGCCAUUGUGAGGCUAGCUGCAUAUCUUGUUGUCUGCCCUCCUCCGCCGCUAAAUCCUGCUGCACGCCUACCUGUUGCCUCGGCGUCACACUCGGUGCCACUGCCUUCACGGUCGCCGCAAUGGGCGCCUGGUGGCUCUACAACUCGGGCACCCUCGACCAUAUCUUCGGCAGCUCCACUUCCGAUAACCUCCAUUCCGGUGACCGCCGUGACGGCUUCAACGGAAGCGUCAGCUUGAACGGAAGCGUCAGCUUGAACGGAAGCGUCAGCUUGAACGGAAGCGUUGGCUUCGACGCCGCCGGAAGCGGUUUGGACAUCGUCAUUUCGUUAGGCGAGCUGAGUAAACUUCGGGUCGCCCAAGACGUGUGUGCCCUACUGUUGAACGACACGGCUCUCCGGCGCGCCCCGCUGGCCUUAUCUCACUCCUGGCGCCAGGCGCCUUGGUGCAAUGGCUACUCGGGCAGGCUCGUUUGUGGUUCGACCACGACUCUGGCGGAGUUGACCGCGAAAGCUUCGGCCGCCACGUCCAACGCCGUGCCCCGAGGUUUGUCGUGCUACAACUUCCGGUCGCCGUCCAAAUACGACCUGCCAACCGUGUGGGAGGCGGUGGUGCGCCACGACGCACCAGAACGGUGUACCGUCGCCUGCGAUACGCUCUCCAGCAGCUACCAACGCAUGGGGCGGUACCUGGCGAAAAAGUUCGGCAUUCCGACCAAAGACAUCGACAUGAAAAAAAUAGAUGAAGAAGUCUUAGGGCAAUUUGCGCACAACCACAAGUGCUCCCACUCACACCUGGCCCACCUCAUCAAGCCGGAGCCGCAAUGCAACUGCACCAUUGGUAUCCUCGACUGUUACGCCCGCUACCGGGGCGGCCUGGAAAUCAGGUGGGGGAGGCUCAUUGACUUCGAAACAAACGAAGAACAACUCUCCAAACACGUCUCUGGCUUCCACCGCCAAGGGUACAAGAUUAACCGUUGCAGCUUUGAGUGCUUCGAAAAGUGA